AUAGCUGGAAAAAAUCAUAUAAAUAGAAAAGAGUAGCAGCAGCAAGUAUAGUUGACUAUACAGUGAAUCAGUAACAAUUAAAAGUGCAAAAAUGGCAGAUGAACCACCAACUAAAAAACAAAAAACAACACACGAAGAAAACAGUGAACGAAGCGAAUCAUUAAUGGAAUUGACGAUUGAUCGUGUGGAUACACCUGAAUUGGACGAACUUUUGGAAGAAAUCCUUAACAACUUUAAAGAAGUUGAGCCCGGAACUUCAAGUCAAACGAAUAAUAGCCAAAACAAUACAAGUGGUGAACAAUUUAUGGACGGACCUACCAGCGAAGGAAACUGUAGAUGGAUGGGCAAAUUUAGAGAAGAAAUGUCUAGAAGACCAUUUAUUUUGCACAGAAUACUUCGAUGCCGAAAUAAACGAGAAAUUAGUGACAUUCUUAAGGAGUUGGAAAAAAGAGUCAGCCGAUACAUGGGACAAAUUUUGUGGGUCUCAGUCCACGACACAAGUGGAUGGGAACACAUCCACACGGUCCACGACUGCUCUUUCAACAAAAAACAAUGUAGGUGCGGGAUUCUCGCUGGAUUCGAUGUUGCGAAACCUAACGACAACGCCAAUAUCGCAACCUACAACGUUACAGACGAACGACUCCAUGCUCUCUACGAGUAUUUGCAUAAGAGACCACGAUCAUUUAGAUACGUAUACGGCACCGAAACGAGAAGGGACAGAUUAUUUUAUCCACCUGCGUGCAAUUCCACUACAUGUGGUUACAAAUCCGAAAAUCGACAAAUCGCAGUACUGGAUGCAUGCGAGGCAAGAGCUGAAAUUUUUCGUGAACGAAACAGGAACAACAGAAAUUUCUCAGAAGUUUCUGGAACUAACGAGCACAGUGACGAAACAGAUAACGGAGGAUCCAGAAGUGCACCACGAACAACGAAAAUUCAAGAACUGGUAAAAUUUAUGCUGAGCAUAGCGACUUGUCCGAUAAAUAAUACAUGUGCAACGGUGGAAUAUUUAGAUUCGAAAUGGUCAACUAUUAAUCGAGAACAUAAAAUCUUCCAGAUUGCUUGUAAUAGAAUUAACAGAGAGUUCCAGCAUAAAACAAUAGAAUGGUUUAAUGAAUUCUAUAAAACAAGCAAUCCGAAUUUCAAUUGUUACGACGGAAGAAAAUAUAUGUAUUAUUACGACGAAACCGACUCGACCGAAAAACUUAAAAGAUUGUUAUUGUUCCAAUGUGACAAUAAUUACGACGCAUAUACUGAUUUUUUAACAAAUUUAUAUAAAACUUUAAAUAAAAUAAAUGGCAAAAAAAAUACAAUUUUAAUUAAAGGUCCCAGUAAUGCUAUGAAAUCAUAUUUUGUACACAUCAUUACAUCGUUUUUAUUAAUAAAAGGUCAAAUACACAAUAUGAAUAAAAAUACAUCAUUCCCAUUGGAUGACUGUACUGACAGACGAAUACUAACUUGGGACGAACCAAAUUUCAGUAGAGAAUAUUUGGAAGAUAUAAAAUUAUUAUUCUCAGGAGACCCGUGUGGAGCCAAUGUAAAAUAUCAACACCAAACACAAAUUCAAAAAACACCAAUUAUUGUCACGUGUAAUAACGAUCCUUUUCCUAACAACGAAGAAUUCUCUAAUCGAAUGGUACGAUAUACAUGGAAAAUACCAGAUUUCAGUCAUACUUACACAAAGCAAAUAUGGCCGAUUGCAUUUUAUAAUUUAUUGGAAGAAGCUGGAAUAACAAACAACUAUUUUGAUUUUUAA
This is a messenger RNA of Chrysoperla carnea, 1753 nucleotides long. RefSeq lists its product as uncharacterized. NCBI's taxonomy places the organism in Eukaryota, Metazoa, Arthropoda, Insecta, Neuroptera, Chrysopidae. Gene Ontology annotation, biological process: viral genome replication. The coding region runs from base 92 to 1753 and encodes 553 amino acids. The record is from RefSeq and is a predicted model, not a curated record. The transcript is spliced from 2 exons.